Messenger RNA from Cladocopium goreaui, 1005 nucleotides. The record is from the annotation of a GenBank genome assembly. Lineage: Eukaryota; Dinophyceae; Suessiales; Symbiodiniaceae.
AUGGCUUCUCCAAGCACGCGUGGCUUGGGCUGCUUGGGCUGGGCCCUGCAUCUCCUCGUCUUCCUCUCGCUGUGGGUGGCUGACCCUGGCGCCUGGCUCGGUGGCUCCGCCCCCACCACCACUGACACCGCCGCGGGAAGCGCUGUGCGGCGGCACGCCGUGAUGUCUCCGCCGCCGGAGCUGAAACCGCCCGUGCAGGACCCGCAAGAAAAGGCCAAACGGGCAGAAUGGUUGGAAUGCCUCAUUCAACACGAAUUGAAUGCGGAGUCAGACAAAAAACACGCGGAGGUCUGGGUUUUGAGGCGGCCACACAUCAUCUUCUUCCGACGGCUGCUGAUGCUGCGGGGUUUCCACGCCCAUUCCUCGACUUCGCAGCUGAAGUGCCGCGAACGCACCGUGGACGCCGAGAUGACCUGUGUGGAUUGCGUGCGCUUGUUGCACGGGGGCUUCUACGGUCACAUGGGCGUGGCCGUUCCUGCGCAUCCUCAACAGGACAAGGUCAUGGGCUGCUUGCAGUUGUAUAAGGUCUUGAAUGUCACGGCUGAUCCGAACGAUGACCAGCAGCUGGUAGCGAGGCUCAAGGCCUUGUUGACGCCGGAAGUCAAAACGCCGCAUUGGCAGCCUGCAGAGAUAAGCUACGAUCAUCAUGCCAUCUUUGUGCAAUGGGACGUGGCACCGGAAGCUUACAUCAUCCACCAUCCCAUUGGUCGGAGAUCCAAUCCGCUUCGAGGGAAGAUCCGGCACGAGGUACGCAAUGUCUUCGAAUACACCCUGGUGCAGCGUCCCAGCACACCGGAGGAUGUGCUUCAACGUGCAAUGUCGAGGGUGGGCGAUGAUGGGUACAAUUUGGUGUGGAACAACUGCGAGCACUUUGCAGAAUGGUGCGUCACAGGGAGACACCGGCGUGACCGCCUAGACGAUCUAGGGCUGGAGAUGGCAUCCUCGUUGCUCAAUAGCUCCGAAUUUAAGUUGUUUUCAAAGAAUAAAAAACAUCCGGUAAUUUAA